Messenger RNA from Epinephelus moara (kelp grouper), 3455 nucleotides. RefSeq names its product male-specific lethal 3 homolog. Gene Ontology annotation, biological process: chromatin organization; regulation of DNA-templated transcription. The record is from RefSeq and is a predicted model, not a curated record. The transcript has 14 exons. Gene Ontology annotation, cellular component: NuA4 histone acetyltransferase complex; MSL complex; nucleus. NCBI's taxonomy places the organism in Eukaryota, Metazoa, Chordata, Actinopteri, Perciformes, Serranidae. The coding region runs from base 151 to 1788 and encodes 545 amino acids.
AAUGGUUGCGUUUAUCCCACAACAGCGCCAUCCCUCCAAAGUCUGUUCUGGUGGGAGACCCCUCGCAGGAAAAGCGCUCGGCAAGGAAAGGGUUAAGGAGUUUGUAGGGUCCAGAUCGAUGCCCCCUCUCCCACACGUCGCCAUGAACAAAUGAAUUCGCGGGGAAUUAAAUAUCCAUUUCACAAAGGAGAAAGAGUCCUGUGCUUUGAACCCGACCCCACCAAGGCUAAAGUGUUGUAUGACGCUAAGGUCAUUGAUGUCCUGAUCGGUACAGAUGAACAUGGAAGAAGAAUCCCAAAGUACCUGAUUCACUUCAACGGUUGGAACAGGAGCUGGGAUCGUUGGGCUGCUGAGGAUCAUGUCCUAAGGGACACUGAGGAAAACCGUAAAUUGCAACAUAAACUGGCUCGCAAAGCUCUAGGUCGCAUGAAGAGAAGGGUAUGGGCGAAGAGGCGUCGUCGUCAGUCUGGCACUAAAUCUUCUCUGAAGACUCUCCCUAAGGAGGACGACAGUGAUGACGCAUGUUUGAUUUCGUCCUCAGAGAGCAGUGACGGGGACGACUCUGACCCUGAAUCUUCAAAUAGCGGGGACAGCACCUUCUCUGAGGAUAUCAACAAGAUGAGGGUUGAGCCAGACAUUAAUGUUAAAAGGGAAUGUGAGGAGAAGAUCGUCCACGUUGACAUCAACAUCCCUGAUACUCUGAAGAAGAAGCUGGAGGAUGACUGCUUUUACAUCAACAAAAGGAAGAAGCUGGUGAUGGUUCCCUGUCAAACGAAUGUCGUGCACAUCCUCGAGUCCUACGUCAAGCACUUUGCCAUCAACAAAGCAUUCAUGGCCAACGAGCGGUACCGGCGGCAGCAGAACACCACGCAGAACAGCAGCCCACAGCCGAUCCCUCCAGAGAAGAGCGAGGAGUUGUGUAAGGAGAUGGUCGACGGCUUGAGGAUCACGUUUGACUUCACCUUACCCAUGAUCCUCCUCUACCCCUGUGAACAAGCUCAGUUCAAAAAGGUCAGCUCCUCCAGGCUUUUCCUGGCCGUCAAUGAAAGCUCCCCCUGCUCCAGCAAUGCCCAACGAGAGCGCAGCCCGAGUCCGUUGGGGCACAACCCGCCCACGCCCCAGUCCACAGACAGCCAACCAGCUCUGAGCGACAUUUCUGCCACCACACCCACCGCCCCAGCCCCCACCCCAAAACGCCGGCGUCAUCCCGACAUGGACUGCAUCUCAUUCCAGUCCCAGUCGCUCAGGCGCUCCACCAGGAACACAUCUGGAGGUGACCGACCAGCUGAAGGAAGCAGUGGAGGUGGAGGCAGUGCCACAGCAUCCCCGCAGCUUAAACGCCGUUUGGUCGACACCACAUCCCAGCCCAAGUUCUUCCUCAACCUUGACAGAAAAACCCCAGUACACAGCGGCUCAUCCUCCCCGUUGCCCUUGACGCCGAGCAAAGAGCGGAGCGGGCCUUUCUAUGGCCUUGAGAGCCGCAGAAACAAUGAGCUUAAUGAGGUCCUAAGUUGGAAGCUGACUCCUGAUAACUACCCUCAGCACGACCAGCCUCCUCCACCCUCCUACCUGUAUGGAUCACAGCACCUCUUGCGUCUUUUUGUAAAGCUUCCUGAGAUCCUGGGGAAAAUGCAGAUCCCUGAGAGGAAUCUCCGAGCCCUCGUCAAACAUUUGGAGCUCUUUCUCAGGUUUCUGGCAGAGUUCCACGAGGACUUUUUUCCAGAGUCCGCAUAUGUGUCCGCAUCAGAGGCCCACUACAGCAUGAAACAACCGAGGCCAAUUUAUUAAAGGAGACGUCGGCCAUUGUGUUUCCUUCCUUUGCUUCUCUCUACCCUGAUCUACCCUUCAGCUUGUCUAGACUGACCUGUCUGGGCUCAUGUACCGAGGAAUAAAUAGCAGCUGCCUCUGGAGUUCAGCUGUGUUGUGUUUUCCCCGGACCAGCCUUUCUUCUCCUCUGACCUAAUAUUAGUUCUCCUGCUGGUACCUUGUGGAACCAGUUGCUUCUACCACGCCACUAACCCUCGGCCAUUGCUCUGCUUGUAGGACUGUCCUGCAUGUCAAGUCACCCUGCUCCGCUUUGCGUCAAUGUACUGCUCCGAGGCAUGUCGAGCGCUGUGUGUUGGCAUGUGCUACCUUUUUUGUAGCCCACAUUUAAGACCACAAAGGCUAAGUCCUCAUUGUCUUCAUUUUUGUUACCUGGGCUAAGACCAGGCCAAGGCUUGAUAAUUCUCUUGCCUCUCAGAUAUUAGAGGCUGGCUGGAACAAACAGCUUUGAAUCAUUCAGCUGUGGACUGAUUGGCGAAACCCCUUUCCGAACUCUGACUGUGUCACUUUUUAUAAACAGCCACAGUGUUGGAAUAUUUGGGCCUGUUCAUAGAAUGGAAACAGACACAGAUUGUAAAGCCAUGUGUUCUUGUUCUGCCCAUCAAAUAAACUAAUUUUGGAUACUCUGUAGGGCACAUCUGAUUUGCCUGUUUGUUAGCCUGGCCCGUCUUUAUGUAGUGACUUUCUGCAAGCGCUUCCCACGCAACACCGCCAAUGAUCUUCCGGAUACGCUUCCGCUAAUGCUACAGGAUGACUUGCUCCUACUGUCCUGGAGAUGCUGUGCUGCUUUCGCUGAGCAAUUCUAAUUUACUGACUCUUAAAAACUUUAAGGAAUGUUGUUCCUGUGGAUCUCUCUGUAGUGAUGCCCCUUUUUGAAUACCUAAUGUCCACUCAGUGUCCAUGAGACGUUUUCUUAUUUCUUGCUUUGUCUUGCUUUUCAUGUUGUCCUGUGCAUGUCUGAUAAAUGUCUAGCUGCUUUUUAUUUUCAUGUUUUUUUUCUGCCUGUUCCUCUCACUGUGGCAGCCUGACGGCACAACGGCGAGAAAUUGGAAAGACGGCGUUCUAUGUACAACAUAUCCGAGAAUAACCGCGCACAGUUAAAGAUCUGAGGUUGUUAGUAUUUGCAGAUUUUAAAGAUUGUUUCAGAUAAGCUUGAAUCAUUGAGUAGCGCAAAGGUAAGACAAUUGCUUCGGUGGGUCAAAUUGAAAAUAUAUUUUUUAUGAUUUGCAGCAUAGCGACUGAUGCCAUUAAACAAAUGCUAGGAGUUCCUUGUGCAACAAGUUAAUGCAACAAAAGUGAUUGUUACGCUUAGUCGUGAUGCGUUUGUGAAAAUGUAAAUACAAAACACCUGUUGAUCAUUGUGUUAUUUAUUUCUCUGUGGAUCUCCCUGUUCAUGUGUAGGUUGAAUUUAUUAUAAAAUACUUGACAAGGCCCAUUCCAGACCAGUUAAUAUACAGCUAGUUUGUCUCAGAUGUUUCUGUCAGUAAGCUAUAAAUGGCUGUUGUAACACACUUGUUUGCAAAAUACAAUGGUUCUGAUUUCCAUGUUAUGUACAGGACUUUUCUGUUGUGUUAAGUUUCCUUUCAGCUCUGUUUUCUUCAUAGAGUUUAAAUAAAGACUUUCUAAAACUC